AUGGCAAAUUCAGCAGUUAAUAUUUUACAAAAAAGAAAAGAAUUAAUUAUUUCAAACCAUUAUUAUACUAGUUUACGAAGAUUAGUUCAAGUUCUUCAAAACAUGAUAAAAUUUGUCAAAGAAACACAAUAUAAUGAAUCUUUAAAAGUCAAAACAAUUAAAAAAAGAUUUAAAAGUUUAAAUAAAGAAUAUGAUAAUAGUAUUAGUUUAUUGGAUUUUUUUGAUUUUAAAAAAUUUAAUGCACAGGAAGAAGAUAAAAUUUUGAAAGAAGAUAUUGAAGAAUUUUUAAAAUUUCAAACAGCUUCAAUGAUAAAUACGAUAGUUAAAAUUCUUGAUGAAGUUAAGGAAUUGUGUAAAAAAGCUCAACAUAAUAAAAAAAUAGCAGGAAUUUUAACGAAACGUAUUUCCAAAGUAAUUCCUUUAAUUAAAAUUAUACAACAAAAAGAUGAAUUAUUCACAUCACAUUAUGAAGAUAGUCAUAAUAAUUUACGUAGAUUAAUUCUUCAAGUUCCUCAAAAUAUGAAGAAAUAUAUUGAAGAAAUAACGCAAUAUGAUACGAUGCAGGAACUUUUAGAAACUGAAACAUUUGAAAAAAAAUUUAAAGAAUUACGUAAUGAAUAUAAUGAUAUUGUUAAAAUUAGUUUAUUAAAUUUUAACAUAAACUUUGAUUUUAAGAUUAAUGAACAAGAAGAUGAUAAAAUUUUGUUAACGGAUUUAGUAAAAAGUAGAAUAGCUAAAAUUUUUAAUGAAGUUAAGGAAUUGUAUAAAAUUGCUCAACAUAAUAAGAAUAUAACUUUUAAUUUGAUUAAACGAAUGUUCGAAGCAUAUUUUGCAGUUAUACAAGCAAAUAAAGAUUUAGAUACUUCACAUUUACAAAGAUUAUUUCAAGUUUUUAAAGAAAUGAAAAAAUAUAUUGAAGAAAUAACACAAUAUAAUACAGUACAAGAUUUUUUGAAAGAUAAAAUAAUCGAAUAUAAAUUUAAAGAUUUACGUGAAGAAUAUAAUAAUACUUGUAUUGAUUUAUUAAACUUUGAUAAUUGUAAGAAAUUUAAGGAACAAGAUGAAGAUAAGAUUUUGAAAGAAGAUAUUAAGGAACUUAUAAAAUUUCAAACAAUUUUAGCAGAAAGUAUAACCGGUAUGAAUAUGAAACAAAUAUCUGAAAUAAAUAAUACUAUUUAUUUUGAACUAUUUUUUCCUCUUAUUAAAGAUGUAGCCAGCAUAUUUAAUAGAAGUAUGGAUUUAUAUCAUAAAGUUCAACAUAAAAAAAUAACAAAAAUUUUAAUCGAUCGUAUUACCAAAGCAACUAAUACAGUUAAUAUUUAUAUUUUACAAGAUACUGAUGAUAAUUUAUAUACUUCAAAAAAUCAUGUUAAUUUACAAAGAUUAGUUCAAGUUCUUCAAGACAUGAAAAAUUUUAUUGCCGAAGAAUUAACACAAAAUAAUCUAUUAAUUGAAUCUGUUAAAUCAAAAAUUAUAGAAUUAUGUAAUGAAUAUGAUACUUGUAUUAGUCUAUUAAUGAUUAAUCCUAAGGUUAAUUUAGAAAGUAAAAAUUUGAAUGAUGAAUUCCAAGAAGCUUUAACAGAAAGUAUAAUUGAGUUAUUUGAAUAUAAUAUGAAUCAAAAUAUCACAGAUACAAAUGAUGAAAUGAAUAAAAUUAUCAAAAUGGUAAUUAAUAUGCAUAGUCUGAUUGACAAUAAAAAAGGAAUAAGAUUUAAUGAAUUUCCACUUCCAUACUAUAAUUAUAUAAUGUCUGAUGAUAAACCUCGAAGUGAUAAAUUAAGAAAAUACAUUAAUAGAAUAAAUGGUGAUGAAGUUGCUUUUAAAACUGUUAAAGAAAAUCAUAUUAUUGUUCAAGUUGAAAAUCAAGUUACAAUCCUUAAAAAACUUGAAUAUUGUCAAAAUAUCAUUCAAUUUUAUGGUCUUACUUAUGAUGGUUCUAAAUUUUAUUUAAUAACUGAAUGGGCAGAAAAUGGAAAUUUACGUAAAUAUAUUUCUUUAUAUGGACAAAAUAUUGAAAUAAAAUUUAGAUUAAAAUUUGCUUAUGAUAUUGCCAAAGGGUUAAAUUUUCUUAAUUCUGUUAAGAUUCUUCAUCAAAAUAUUAGUUCUGAAAAUAUUGUAAUAACAAAUCAUGAUGUUGCAAAACUUACAAAUUUUCAAUUAGCUAAUAAUUUAUUCAAAGAUAAAAAAUAUAUUCAAUAUAGUUCUCCUGAAAUGCUGGAAGUGAAUAAGGAAAAAGAAUAUAAUACUAAAUGUGAAAUUUAUAGUUAUGGUAUUCUUCUUUGGGAGAUUGCUGAAUGUAAAGUUCCAUAUGCAGAAUUUGAAAAUCCUGAUAUUAUAAAAAAAGUAAUUAAAGGAUAUCGAGAAAAAUUUACACCUGAUACUAAUAUUCCUAAGGAAUAUCAAAUUCUUGUAAAAAAAGCUGUUAAACAAAAUCCAGAUUAUCGACCUACAUUUGCAAAAUUAUUAAUAGGUUUACAAGAUAUCUUUAAUAAUUAUAUUUCUAUAAGAAAAGAUUUAUUAUGGAUAAAAUCUGCAAUUAAAGAAAAAGCAAUUAAAUAUAUAGAAUGGAAUGAAUUAACUGAUUUAUCAAAAGUUGGUUCUGGUCAUUUUGGUUCUGUAUCUAAAGCACGUUGGUCAAAAAUAAAUGAUUUUAUUGUUAUUAAAAAAUUAAAUAAUUCAAAUGAUAUUCAAGAAGAUGCAUUUCAACAUGAAAUACAAAUGCAAAAUAGAGUGCAUGCUUGUGAAAAUAUUAUUCGUUUUAUAGGAAUUACUCAAGAAUUACAAUCACAAAAUAAUUAUUGUAUAGUUAUGGAAUAUGCUGAUAGUGGUAACUUGCGAGUUUAUCUCAAAAAAAAUUUUUCAUUUCUUAAUUGGAAUAAAAAAUAUCAAUUUGCUUUUGAUAUUACAAAUGGGGUGCAUUAUUUACAUAAAGAAAAAAUCAUACAUAGAGAUCUUCAUGCAAAAAAUAUAGUUAUACAUAAAGGAAAAGCAAAAAUAACAGAUUUUGGAUAUGCUAAAAGUAUGGAAACUCAAACUAAAAUACAUACAGAAAUUUUUGGAAUGAUUCCAUAUGUAGCACCAGAAUUACUUAAACAUAAAGGCUCUCAACUUCCACCAUUUUCAUGGAAAACUGAUAUUUAUAGUCUUGGAGUUUUACUUUGGGAAUUAUCAAGUGGUUAUCCUCCAUUUGAAAAUACUGAUGAAAUAUUAUUGCCAAUACAUAUUAUUUGCAAUAAAAAAAGAGAGGAAAAAAUACCUGAUACACCAUCUGAUUAUUAUAAUCUUUAUACUGCCUGUUGGAAUGAAAAUCCUGAAGAAAGACCUACUAUUGAAAUUAUUUAUAAUAAAUUGUUACAGUUAUCUAAUAUAAAUACUGAAGAUUUAUUAUUAUAUGAUAUAAAUAAUGAUGUUAAAGAUUCAUCAUCCAAUAAUCUACAAUUUUCAAAUUCACUAAAUUCACUUGAAAUUAUUAAACAUUCAUAA
Messenger RNA from Rhizophagus irregularis DAOM 181602=DAOM 197198, 3483 nucleotides. RefSeq lists its product as uncharacterized. Gene Ontology annotation, molecular function: protein kinase activity; ATP binding. The record is from RefSeq and is a predicted model, not a curated record. Lineage: Eukaryota; Fungi; Glomeromycota; Glomeromycetes; Glomerales; Glomeraceae. Gene Ontology annotation, biological process: protein phosphorylation; cell surface receptor signaling pathway. Gene Ontology annotation, cellular component: cytoplasm.